This is a messenger RNA of Nelumbo nucifera (sacred lotus), 798 nucleotides long. Its product is annotated as small ribosomal subunit protein eS26y-like. NCBI's taxonomy places the organism in Eukaryota, Viridiplantae, Streptophyta, Magnoliopsida, Proteales, Nelumbonaceae. The record is from RefSeq and is a predicted model, not a curated record. Gene Ontology annotation, biological process: translation. Gene Ontology annotation, cellular component: cytosolic small ribosomal subunit; ribosome. Gene Ontology annotation, molecular function: mRNA binding; structural constituent of ribosome.
GGUCGUGAGGGUAUUCUGAUAAUUUUGAGCUUCCCAAUUUUCCACCGCAAAACCCUAACCUGAUAAGACCCCGUUCUCUCCCUCGUUCGCUUCAUCUCCCCUCCUCUUCUUAGACCAGCCGAAGUCUGCGACCAGAGUCACAGACAGCAGAGGAUCCACUCUUCCUUCUGGUCACAUCGGAAAAAAAUGACGUUCAAGAGGAGAAACGGAGGACGAAACAAGCAUGGCAGAGGCCAUGUCAGGUUCAUUCGCUGCUCUAACUGCGGCAAAUGCUGCCCUAAGGACAAGGCAAUCAAGCGAUUCCUUGUGAGGAACAUCGUCGAACAGGCAGCAGUCCGUGAUGUCCAGGAAGCUAGCGUUUACGAGAGCUACACACUCCCAAAGCUAUACGCGAAGAUGCAAUACUGCGUUUCGUGUGCGAUCCACUCUCACGUAGUUCGUGUGAGGUCCCGUACCGAUCGCCGCAACCGUGAGCCUCCACAGCGCUUCAGGCGCAGGGAGGAUUUGGGUAAGCCAGGACAAGCUCCACGCCCAGCUGCCGCUGCUGUUCCGGCCCGUACGUGAGGGUUUAUUUACUUGGAUUACUAGUCUUUAUAGUUAUGUACUCGGUUGAGGGUUAAUUUUGUUCUUCUGGAUUUAUUUCACAAUUCUGUUUCCGUACUUGACUAUGGCACACAUUGAGCAAUUGAACACUAUUGCCGAGGGAAAUUUAGGUGUUUACUUAUUAUGAAAGGCUAUUCCAUUUUGCUGGUUUUGUUAUAAUUAUUUUUUAUUUAAAUCUCUGCCGUUAUAGUUUCA